AUGGAUGCUGCAAAAACUACUUCUCCGCCGCAAAGCGCUAGGGUGUUGAGAGUUAUUGGCCGCACCGGCUCUCAGGGUCAGUGUAGUCAAGUUCGCGUCGAGCUCUUCGAUGUCAAGCGAAGCAUUGUUCGCAACGCAAAGGGCCCAAUCCGUGAAGGCGACAUUCUCGUCCUCCUGGAAUCUGAAAGAGAAGCUAAAAGACUCCGCUAG
Messenger RNA from Rodentolepis nana, 210 nucleotides. The record is from the annotation of a GenBank genome assembly. Lineage: Eukaryota; Metazoa; Platyhelminthes; Cestoda; Cyclophyllidea; Hymenolepididae.